Microtus ochrogaster (prairie vole) is the source of this 2624-nucleotide messenger RNA. It is a transcript of the gene Cep57l1, whose product is annotated as centrosomal protein 57 like 1. NCBI's taxonomy places the organism in Eukaryota, Metazoa, Chordata, Mammalia, Rodentia, Cricetidae. Gene Ontology annotation, molecular function: microtubule binding; identical protein binding; gamma-tubulin binding. The record is from RefSeq and is a predicted model, not a curated record. Gene Ontology annotation, cellular component: centrosome.
UCUCGACGUUUGGUGGCGCUGGCCUUGAAGAAAGGGAAGGAAAAGUAAGGAGUACAAAUAUCCGGAGAUGUUUCUCGCACAAGAAAACCACAACAAAUAAAGGGCUUGAUGGUGUCCCUAAUAUGAUGGGAUAUAGUUGAAGAUUAAUCUAAAAAAUUGUGACCGCCAGACCCCAGAGUCAGUGGGCAGGGCGUCUUUGCGUUGGCUUUUGGGAAAUGUAGUUGUAAUGCUACCGACGCCGGCUGUUUGCGACAGAAACUACAACCCCCAGAUGCCACCGCAACACUUCAGGUCGCUGUCGGCGAACCAACGGUUCAGGAGGCCAGGGUUAACUGGGAACGUCCAUCUGACAAUGGAUUCUGAAUUAUCACACAGUGUAAUUGGGAGCUAUCAUAACCCUCCAGAAAGAAUGUGUCCCCCAUUGUUCAUCAAGAAUGAAACACCUCAGAUUGGCCACCCUGUGAAUUCAGAAGUCAUUCCUCCUAAAAUGAUUAAUAGUCCAAACAACCAAGCACUUGUUUCAGCAUUAAAAACUCUCCAGGAAAAGAUCCAUCGAAUCGAGCUGGAGCGGACUCAGGCUGAGGACAACCUGAACUCUCUGUCCAGAGAGGCGGCGCAGUAUAAAAAGGCCUUGGAGACCGAGUCAAAUGAGCGGAACCUGGCCCACCAGGAACUGAUUAAACAGAAAAAAGAUAUAAGCAUCCAGUUAAGCUCAGCCCAGUCUCGUUGUAUUCUUCUCGAGAAGCAACUCGAAUACACAAAGAGAAUGGUUCUCAAUGUAGAGCGAGAAAAGGCUAUGAUCCUAGAACAACAGGCCCAGCUUCAAAGGGAAAAAGAACAAGAUCAGAUGAAGCUGUACGCUAAACUUGAAAAGCUCACUGUCUUAGAGAAAGAGUGUUUUAGAUUGACAGCCACUCAGCAGGCUGCUGAGGAAAAGAUAAACUAUCUAGAGGAAAAACUAAAGGAAGAGGAGCAUCAGCGCAAGCUGUUUCAAGAUAGAGCGUGUGAGCUUCAAACUGGACUGGAAAUCAGCAGACUUUUAAUGCCUACAGUUUCACAAUCACAGCACUGUAAGGGAAAGAAGAAGCCACCAAAGAAAACGAAGUGUUUGAAGAGGGAACCCCCUCAGCAAAUGGACCCGAAGUGUAGAGCUCAGUCUCUGGAGAGGGUGAAGAUGAUAGGUGCCUAUGGGCUCCGUAGCCUUCAGAGACCUGCUCCCGUCACUGAGCUGCAGUGUCGCUACAAGCCUCUCAGAACAACUUCCCAGGCCAAAGCUGUGCCCCCUAGUCCAGGAGAGCCUGUUCCCGUCUGUGACAGUUUGUCUGAUCUUCUGAUGGCCAUGCAAGAGGAGCUGGAGCAAAUGACUGUGGAGCACAGAGAACUAAUGAGACAAACUAGAAGCCAGUCAGUCUCUGAUGACAUCGAGCACGAGCUGGAGCAAUUAGUCAAGAAGAUGGAGAGCAAAGAAGAUCAGAUUUCCAAACUCAAGAAGCAUCAAGACAGUGUCCGUAAACUGCAGCAAAAAGUUCAGAACUCAAGGAAAAAUGAACCCUCGGGUAUCCAUCGGGAAGACGGCAACUCUAAAGGACUAAAGAAUGUGAAAAAUAGCCCUAGGAAAUGUUGGGAUGAAACCAACCCUUUCCAGAAACACAGCACCUGCCAUCCAGCCCACGUCCACAAUGUGCAGGUGAAGCUGCGGAAGGAUGACAUCAGGUGGGUGCAGUGAGCGCAGCGAGGCGGCCGCCCAGUGAACCUCUCCAGUGAGAGCUUGCCUGUCUACGUGGUUUUCAUUUAAUAUACUUUGGGGAACUUUUCAAUUAUGUUUCUGGCUUCUAUAAAAUGUGAAGUUGUAUAUUUUCAGAAUAAUGGCUAGUGACCUACCAAGAAUCCCAGAAUAAUAAAUGGCUAAUUUUUGUUGUUGCUAUUAACCAGAGGCCCCGCCCUCCUCACCCUGCAGAGGCUGUCAUCUCGCAGCUCCCUUGAGGUAAACCUAACAAGGGACCGAAUGGAGUCUCACUUAAGUCGAGCCGCACCUGAGCUCCUAGGGCCAGUCCACAAUUCCCCUUAGUAGGCUGUCACCUGCAGAGCAACACGGAGUGGACAGACUCUUUUAACUUCCCUGCCAUUGUCACCUUACCUUGUUUUAGAUCUCAGCAGUGUUCCUGUUUGUUUGGUUUGGAAAGGGGAAAGCACAAUAAUUCUGCAGUUUUUGAAAAUACCUUUAGCUCAGCUUUCCUGUGACAGCUGCGGAAGGGGUUGCGUAAUUAAUUAAUUUUCAACGACGUUGAUUCAGCUUUCUUCCUCUGCUGUCCCAUGCUCUUUCCCCCCUGCUGCUUCUGCACACCAGUAACUGAUCUCCUUUCACUCUUUCAUAACUGUUUCUGGUUUCUCGUUUGCUUUGUAUGUGCUUCUCAUCAGCACAUGCCAGUGCGGGUGUCUGGGACCCAAGAGGAUGAUGGGAUUUUCUAAGAACUUAGGCAUUUCAUUUUCUUUAUGCACAAGAGAAAGUGAAUUGGGCGAAUGUGGUGUCCCUUUUUAUACUUUAGAAUCAGUGCUGUCACAAUGGAUUUCUUUGUUGUAUACAUGUUUUAUAAUAAAUUUACACUUUGUCUUCCUAGAAGCCU